GUGAUAUCAAGAUUAUCGAACAAAUCUACAGUCUCCCAGGUGAUAUCAAGAUUAUCGAACAAAUCUACAGUCUCCCAGUCAGAGCCCAAGGGAAAUGGCAGCAUCAACAAGAGACUCCCAUCCAUUGUGGAAGAUGAGGAAGAGGAGGAGGAGCAGGAGGAAGAGGAGACAGCCUCCCUCUCUCCCAUCUGCACAAGGGGAUCCUCUUCUUCAUGCAGCAAGAAGGUUGGAAGCAGUAAGAGCUAUCUAGGCUUAAGCUUAAAGCAGCUGGCCUCAGGAACAGUGCCAUUUCACUCACCUAUCAGAGUCUCCAGUUCAAAUUCCCCCAAAAUCAAUCUGGAAAUGGACCCCCCUAACCAUGGUAAAAGGAAAGAGAAGAACCUGAAGUUGCAGCUCUCAACUUUGAAUAGUGCUGGCCCCCCAGACCUCAGUCCAAGGAUUGUUGAUGGAAUUGAAGAUGGAAACAGCAGUGAAGAAAGUCAGACUUUUGACUUUGGCUCUGAACGGAUCAGACCAGAGCUCAGAAUUUCUCCUCCUCUUGGAGACCCGGACAUUGGAGCUGCUGUUCUCUUCAUCAAGGCAGAGGAGACCAAGCAGCAGAUAAACAAACUCAACAGUGAGGUAACAACCUUGACUCAGGAGGUCUCCCAGUUAGGUAAAGACAUGAGGAAUGUGAUGCAGCUUCUGGAAAAUGUUCUGUCAUCUCAACAGCCACCACGAUUUUGCUCUCUGUACACCACCUCUGUGUGUCCCUCCAGGGAGAGCUUACAGACCAGGAUGAGCUGGAGUGCGCACCAACCUUGCCUACACUUGCAAACAGGUGGGGCUGCUUAUACUCAAGCACAACUUUGUCAUGGCAAUGUCACCUCAGACAUUUGGAGUGUGGAUCCCUCCUCUGUGGGGAGCAGCCCCCAACAAACUGGAGCUCAUGAGCAAAAUCCUGCAGACAGUGCACUUUAUAAUUCUCCAAACCUUGAUUAUUCACCUUCCCACUACCAGGUUGUCCAAGAAGGUCAUUUGCAAUUUUUAAGGUGCAUCUCUCCACAUUCAGAUACUACAUUGACGCCUCUGCAGUCUAUUUCAGCGACUCUCUCAUCCUCUGUCUGCUCCUCCUCAGAAGCAUCUUUGCACCUGGUUCUCCCAAGCAGAUCAGAGGAGGGCAGCUUCGGACAGGGAGCUGUUAGUUCCUUCAGUCUGGAAAACUUGCCAGGAUCUUGGGACCGAGAAGGAAUGGCAUCAGUCUCUACCAAGCCCUUGGAGAACUUUCCAUUGGAAAUUGUCACAAGCACAGCAGAAGUGAAAGAUAACAAAGCCAUAAAUGUAUGA
Messenger RNA from Galeopterus variegatus (Sunda flying lemur), 1326 nucleotides. RefSeq names its product potassium voltage-gated channel subfamily H member 8-like. The record is from RefSeq and is a predicted model, not a curated record. The transcript has 6 exons. NCBI's taxonomy places the organism in Eukaryota, Metazoa, Chordata, Mammalia, Dermoptera, Cynocephalidae. The annotation marks the transcript as partial.